AUGAAACCGGAUUUAGGAAUUUUAUUCAUGACAAGAAGGCACAAUAAGAUGAGAAAACAGCAAAAUAUUGAAACACAUGCAAAAAGAUCAAAACUUGCUUUAAAUACUUUAGAUAGCCAAAGUAUUAGAGCGAUGAACGCGAAUGUUUCCUCUGUCUUGAGUUCAAAAGUUUUACCAGACAGAAUGAUUUCAGAUGAAGAAAUACUCCCAGAAUCCAUCAAUCCUCAAAUUUUGAUAAAUUCUUCAAAGUUAAAUUCCAAAAACUGCACUUUGUUUAGCCCUUUAGCUCAAUCUCAGUCAUCCACCGUUGGGUUUCCAAAGACCUUUAAUCCAAGAAAGGAAGCAAAUAUGGACCACAAGGAAAAAGUCGGUCAAUGGAUAAUGACCGUUCCAAUAUAUCCUAGUACUGUAAAGGAUAUUUGGUUUAACGGAUGCUACUCAUCCUUAGAUCCGCUGACUGACCAGGCGGUUGAUUUUUUAAACGAAACCUAUGACUUUUCAGAUUUUAAAGAUGUAAUACAAUUUCAAUCCCAGCUGAUAACGCUACUGACAAACAAACUUUACUGGAUAGAACCGGAGCCACAAAAAGAUCCAGAGUCAGUUACCGACGGUCCGGCUUUUUUAAAUGAAUACAAUGGAGGAAAGAUACAUAUUGCUGAUCACUUUGUAUGCCAACAAUCUUCAAUAAGAUUUCCUUUGAACAACUCAGACUACAUAUCCUAA
Brettanomyces bruxellensis is the source of this 723-nucleotide messenger RNA. RefSeq lists its product as uncharacterized. The transcript has a single exon. The coding region runs from base 1 to 723 and encodes 240 amino acids. Lineage: Eukaryota; Fungi; Ascomycota; Pichiomycetes; Pichiales; Pichiaceae. The record is from RefSeq and is a predicted model, not a curated record.